CCAUUGCCUGUAGGGGAAAGAAGAGCAGCAGAGCAAAGGACAGGAGGCUGCAGCUGGGGUGAGGCCAACUCUCCAUGGGGCUGCAGAGAAAUCUGCGCUUCCCUGAGGAUCCAGACAGCCAGAGCAGCCUGGGCAUGGAUUCUUUGAUCACCCCAGCUCGGAGACAAAUCGCAGACUUGCCAGAGGGUUUUGGCCAUGUAGGGGCUUCCUCUCCUAUCCGCCAGCCUGGGCCACGCACUGGAUGGGGGGCAGCAUCUCAGCCAGCUCAUCCUGGCUCACUGGCAAUAGAGGAGGGGUCUCGUGUGUGUGCAGCCCCACGCUCAGUGGGUGGCAGGAGAGGUGACCUCCACACCCCGCUGCACUUGCUGCCUCGUGGCGGGCCCGAUCCUGCUGCCCACGCACGGCACAGAUACAGAAAUAAAGAUUUGAGCUCUGCACGCACUUGCCAGCGUCCUGACUGUGCGCCAGGGGACAGGGGCACGGGGGUGGCACAGAGCAGAGACUGUCCCUGUGCUCAGCAUCGCCCCAGGGGUAGCUGCUGGGAGCUCAGGCAGGCAUUACCCGGGGAGGUGGGUGACAAUGCAGAUGCUGCAUCCUUUUUGCACCCAGGAUGGUAACAGGGGAGGCUCGGGGGGCAGAAGUCCCCUUGAGUUUGGGGUCAGAGGGGCUGGGCAGCUGCUGGGGGGUGGCACAGGGGUUGUGGGUUCAGCCUUGCCACCCUCCCAGGGGCUCACCGUGCGCUCUCCACAGCUCCUGGCUGCCUGGGAAGGCUUCUGCUCCCCCCAGCUGGCUCUGGGAUGCACUCACCUGUACAGGGACACACCUCUAGGGGUGGCCUUGGGGCCUGGGAACGUCCAGCUGGGACGUGCGCCUUCCAGGGACGUGUCACAGCCACGCAGAGGAACAGCCCUGGUGCCAAGCAGAUCUGCAACAGGCCUGGGGACGCGGCCAUCUCCCACAGCCCAGGCACCGGCACCCAUCUCAGCCCCAUCUGUGUGCCAGCAAAUAGCCCGAGCGGUAAACGUGCCCCCAUCACGGCCCUACAGGACCCUCCCUCUCUGUAGCAUCAGCGAGAAACCACACAGCUCAUCCCAGCAGUGGCCCUGCUGCUUUUCUGCAGCCGUCGACCCCAGGGCCACUUGGGCACGGCACGCACAGGCCUGGCACAGCACCGCUGCCCGCAGCUGGGACGAGGCACGACGGGGACCUUGCCCUGCCUGGCCACGAGCCACGCAGCUCCCAGCUGCUAUAAAGCCCGUGGGCCCUGAGACACGGCCGUGUCCUCCCAGGAUGGCGUUUCUCUGGGCAGUUGCCUGCCUGGCCCUCGCCAGCGCCGUCUCAGGUAAGCGCAGCCACGCACCCAGCGGGGUGGCACCGUGCCACCCUCUGCUCCCCCGGGCACAGCACCCGAGGUGCCAGCAGGUCCUGGGGGACAGUAGCACAGAGCAGGGGUGCACCCCCUGGGCACAAACCCCGAGCGGGGUGCUGUGCCCGGCCACCCUCGUGCCCCUGAGCCUCCUCCGCAGGCUGCGGGGUGCCCUCGAUCAGCCCCUCGGUGCAGUACAACGAGAGGAUCAUCAACGGGCAGAAUGCGGUGUCCGGCUCCUGGCCCUGGCAGGUGUCCCUGCAGGUUCGUCCCCAUCCCGUGGGUCAGGACGUGGGCAGGCACCCGAGGGGACCCGCACCUCACUGCCUGUCCCCAGGCUUGGGCACAGCCCCAGCUCUGCUCCCCGUUUCCCUCCCCAGACCCGUACGGGAUCCCACUUCUGCGGCGGCUCCCUGAUCAACGAGUACUGGGUGGUCACGGCUGCCCACUGCGAAUUCAACCCCUACUCCCACGUUGUCGUCCUCGGGGAGUAUGACCGCUACUCCGGGUCGGAGGCCGUGCAGGUGAAGACCGUGACGAAGGCCGUCACGCACCCCAACUGGGACUCCUACAACCUCAAUAACGACAUCACCCUGCUGAAGCUCUCCUCGCCUGCCCAGCUGGGGCCUCGCGUGGCCCCCGUCUGCCUGGCCCCAGCCAACCUGGCCCUGCCCAGCGACCUGCAGUGCGUCACCACCGGCUGGGGACGCACCAACACCAACUCCAACGCCUUGGCGGUGCGCCUGCAGCAGGUGACCCUGCCCCUGGUCUCCCAGAGCCAGUGCAUGCAGUACUGGGGCAGCAGCAUCACCAGCUCCAUGCUGUGCGCCGGGGGGGUCGGCGCCUCCUCCUGCCAGGUGAGGAGCUGGAUCCGUGAGGAUUUGGGGGCUGUGGUACCUGGGGAGCCUGAGAUCGAGCAUCCGGGGUGGCUGGGACGGGUUCGGAGCGAGGUCCCGGGACCUUGGCAGCAGCAGGAUGGGGGCGCAGCGAGGUGGGGGCUUUUUCUCUCCGCAGGGUGACUCCGGGGGCCCGCUCGUGUACCAGAACGGCAACGUCUGGACCCUGAUCGGCAUCGUC
Anas platyrhynchos (mallard) is the source of this 2443-nucleotide messenger RNA. NCBI's taxonomy places the organism in Eukaryota, Metazoa, Chordata, Aves, Anseriformes, Anatidae. The record is from RefSeq and is a predicted model, not a curated record.